UCUUUACCCCAGACGUACAGAACACGCCUCUGACUCUCAGUUGAACUGUGUGGGGCCACAGCGACGGCAGAGCAAUUCUACAGAUUCUGAUCUAUCGUCAUCCAUCUCAGGUACUCAGAGACCAUCAUCAAUAUGUCUUAUGAAGAAAAGGGCCAGUCUGUCCUCUACGAGGACAGAACCACCUCCCCCAGUGACCGUUCCACUGAUGAGUUCACAUGGACUGAAGAGGAGGAGACAGCUGUGCGACGCAAGCUCGACAGAGUCAUCGUACCGCUGACGACCUUCCUCUACCUACUGUGUUUCCUCGAUCGCACAAAUAUCGGAAACGCGCGCAUCCAAGGCAUGGCAAGGGACCUUCAUCUUGUUGGCUACCGGUUCAACUGGGUGACUUCCAUCUUCUACAUCAUCUACAUGUUUGUGGAAGUCCCCAGCAACAUCUUGCUGAAGAAGAUCGGCCCGAAAUGGUACCUGCCGUUGCUUGUUGCCGGCUUCGGUUUCGUCUCGCUCUGCACUGCUUUCGUCAACAGCUUCGAAGGUCUCCUAGCUGCGCGCGCCAUACUCGGUGUCUUCGAGGGCGGUGUCAUGCCUGGUCUCGCAUUCUUCAUUACCUGCUUUUACAAGCGCAACGAGCUCUUGUUCCGCAUUGGUAUCUACGUUUCUGCUGCCAGUAUGGCUGGUGCUUUCGGUGGUCUGUUGGCCACAGGUCUGGCUCGCAUUCCUGAAUGGGGUAUCGCGUCCAUGAGGAUCCACGAGUGGCGUAACAUCUUCUUCUUCGAAGGCCUCUUCACGAUGAUUGUUGGUUUCGCUGCACCUUUCGUGAUGCCGACAGGUCCAAAGGAUUGCUAUUUCCUGAACGAACGCGAGCGCAGAAUUGCAUAUGAGCGUCUGAUCUCGAAGACUGGCGCUGGUGAGCACGAGAAGACCCGACCUCGCCACAUAAAGCGAGCGGUACUCAACAUCACCAACUACAUCUGCGCUCUGGGGUUCUUCUGUAUCAAUAUUACCGUCCAGGGUAUCUCUCUAUUCAUGCCCACCAUCCUCAGCGAUCUUGGCUGGACUGCCACCAAGGCCCAGCUCUACUCUGUUCCUCCCUAUGUAUGCGCCUGUUUUGUCGCCAUCGCCAUCGCUUUCAUCAGCGACAAGACCAACCGCCGCGGUAUCUACCUUGCCAUCUUCACGAUCCCCGCGAUUGCUGGAUUCGCCAUUCUGCGAUGGGCCACUGACCCCAACGUCCGUUAUGGAGGUAUCUUCUUGAUCACGAUCGGCGCGUUCCCCGGAGGUCCUGGUUUCCUCGCCUGGGCAACCAACAACGCCGGCAAUCCGUCUGUCCGCGCUGUCUCUACAGCAUACGUUGUCACGCUCGGCACAGCUGGUGGUAUCCUGUCGACAUGGACAUAUACCGCCAAGGAUGCGCCCAAGUAUCCGACCGGUCACACAAUCAACUUGGUCGGCCAGAUCUGCGUUUUGAUCCUGGCCGUUACUGGUAUCUUCUAUUCGAAGUGGGAGAAUAAGCAAAGAGACUUGGGCCGUCGUGAUCAUCGUCUCAACGGCUUGAACGAGGAGGAGAUUCGGGAUCUUGGCUAUCGUCACCCAGAGUUCCGCUACAUCCACUAAGAGACGGCGGCUUGUUGGGAAAGCAUGUGAGCCUGGAACGGCCACUUUAAUAGUUAAGAUUAUUUCAUUCAUUCAACUCAUGGAUUGAAUCAAAUUUGGCCAG
Messenger RNA from Didymella exigua CBS 183.55, 1717 nucleotides. Its product is annotated as MFS general substrate transporter. The record is from RefSeq and is a predicted model, not a curated record. Gene Ontology annotation, molecular function: transmembrane transporter activity. Gene Ontology annotation, biological process: transmembrane transport. The coding region runs from base 133 to 1614 and encodes 493 amino acids. The transcript is spliced from 4 exons. Gene Ontology annotation, cellular component: membrane. Lineage: Eukaryota; Fungi; Ascomycota; Dothideomycetes; Pleosporales; Didymellaceae.